AUGCCAAUUCAGCGUCAUCUGUUGCAGUCUUGUACCCAGUCGCAGACAGAUAGCGAGUUGCUGACAGAGACUGAGUCUGAGCUGACAGAGACCGAUGUGGAAGGGGAUUCCAUGCUAAAGACAGAAGGCAGCUUCGGAGAACAGGCUUCUGUUAAGGUUGGAAGGAAGAGAGUAAUGUCUGGAUGGGUACCAGAAGAAAAGAAUUGGGAGCAUUGUUUCCAGGCGAUACAGUAUCACAUAGAAAUAGCAAAUCUCUGGUACUGGUCCACAGAGUUCGCUACCAGUCCUAUUUCGGAUGCGACUGAAUUGCGGAAGCCUGACCUUGUCCUCCUGGACUACAAGCUCCGAAAGUUAGAUUCCUCUGAAAAGUCCUGGAAGGACGUUCUCACAGGAAUCAAGAUCACCCAAUCUGAUCUUUCCAGCGAUUACAAGUUUGGUCAGGAGUAUGCGCUGAAGGAUUGUUGGGUCAACGAAGAUGUCAAGAAUGUUGAAAUAGACUUUCUGAAAGCGGUCGAAGGCAUCCAGAAUGUGGUUCAACUCGUCAAAUAUUGGGAUGUGCUUUAUGAUGGGCAGCCCAACUCCACAUCACUCAUUCACAGUCAUUGCCAGACAUUUGCAUUUCAGAAAAGAAUUCAUUGCCGUAUUCUCUUGACACCCUGUGGGCUUCCACUGACACAAUUCAGCGACAUACCUGAGCUUAUUGGGGUUUUUCAUGACCUCCUGAUUGGACCCAAGGGUGCACCGGCCCCCCUGGUUGACAAGCAAGAUUUGGCAUAUGACCCUGUUCAGAGGUGGGGGGACGCCUUUGAGAAUGCGACAUAUGAUGGUCUUGUGUUCAGCAGCAUAUGGAAGCAGGAAUUCAUUCAUGGUCUCACUCAACCCCCCAACAUCACCUCAUACUUCACCCCCCUGCCGCCUCCUCAUUGA
Messenger RNA from Suillus bovinus, 927 nucleotides. RefSeq lists its product as uncharacterized. NCBI's taxonomy places the organism in Eukaryota, Fungi, Basidiomycota, Agaricomycetes, Boletales, Suillaceae. The transcript is spliced from 4 exons. The record is from RefSeq and is a predicted model, not a curated record. The coding region runs from base 1 to 927 and encodes 308 amino acids.